UAAAGUUUUUUUUCAAAUUGUACCGUUUUAAUACAGCCAGCAAGUGGAUUUGAAAUUUAAAUUAUAAUGAUUGAAAUGAUUUUUUACCUAAUUGUUGUUAUUCUUGUGGUGUUGUGGUGUUACUUCAAAUGGAAUAACAGACACGUUGAAAAAUUGGCGGCUAAAAUGCCCGGACCUCCGACGUACCCGAUCAUUGGAACAGGAUUUCAAUUUAUUGGAUCAUCAGAACAGAUCAUAAGUAAAAUAAUUGGUUUGGCUAGAGAAUAUAAUCUAGAGCCAUUUAAAAUAUGGUUAGGACCAUAUUUUGGAGUUGUCAUUUCUAAACCGGAAGACUUACAAAUUGUCUUAAAUAGUUCAAAGGCUCUUCAAAAAGGUCGAAUGUAUGAAUUUUUUAAGAAUUAUGCGGGUGAAGGUUUGUUCACUGCACCAGUGGACAAAUGGCGGAGACAUCGUCGAAUGAUCACUCCCGCUUUUAAUGCCAAACUUUUGGAACAGUUUUUCCCUGUGUUUAACGAAAAAAACCAAAUUCUUAUCAAGAAUGUUAUGAAAGAAUCAAAUAAAACACAAGCGUUCGAUCUCUGGCAAUAUAUUGCACCAACUGCUCUUGAUACUAUUUGUCAAACUACUAUGGGUUACAAUCUUGACAGUCAAUCAAACAAUAAAGAAUGUGAAUUCGGCGAAGCAAUUGUAAUAGGAACAGAUUUAGACGCGAUGAGAAUUUACAAACCAUGGUUAUACCCGGAAAUCUUGUUUUCAAUAUAUUUAAAACUGAGUGGACAGCAAAGUAUCUUCGAAACAGUGAAACGAUUUCCAUUACAAGUAAUCAAGGAAAAGAAAUAUGAAUUUGACCAGAAAAAAAAAACUAUUGCUAAAAAAGACAUAACCGACAUUGGAGAUGAAAACCAAUCAAAACUGUUUUUGGACAUAUUGUUCGAACUGAACCAUGAUGGUGGUAAUCUUUCAGAUUCCGAUAUUAGGGAUGAGGUUUUAACGAUGAUGGCUGGGGGUUUUGAAACCAGCGCUAUCACAGUAUGUUUUUGUCUUUUGAUGAUAGCCAUACAUCAAGAUAUCCAAGAUAAAGUAUACAAUGAAAUUUACGAUAUAUUUGGUGAAAGUGACCAAACGAUAACUAUUGACGACACCUCUAGACUCGUGUACUUAGAACAAGUGAUAAAAGAAACCCUUCGAUUAUACCCAAUAGCACCAGUGCUACUUAGAGAAAUUCAAGAUGAUAUUAAAAUAAUUUCAAGUGAUUACGUAUUGCCAAAAGGAACAACGUGUGCUAUAUUCCCAAUGGCUACACACCAUAGUCCUGAUUUGUACCCAAAUCCUUGGUCUUUUAAUCCUGAAAACUUCAGCCCAGAAAAUAACGCUAAACGUCAUAGAUAUAGCUUUAUUGCUUUCAGUGGUGGUCCAAGAGGUUGCAUAGGAUCUAAAUAUGCCAUGCUUUCGAUGAAAGCCGUUGUGUCAACAUUCUUGCGACAUUUUAGCGUACACACAGAUGUCAAAUUAACAGAUAUUAAGUUAACAUUAGGUUUAUUGAUGAGAAGUGUUCAUGGUUAUCAAGUUACGAUUCGACCAAGAGACAGAAGACCAACUUACAAGCGGGAUCAGAAUCAGCAAGUAUAAUGUGCAAUUAUUGAUUAAUAUAAUGAUUUGUUCAUUUUUGUGUUAGAUAUUAUCAGUUAUAAUAAAUUAGUGUGUGAUGUUUGUUAUUGAAUACAAAAAUAAAAAAUAGUUUUCCUUAAUUAAAACAAUUAAAAUAAAACUUGAAUGCAUUUUAUUUUGAUUGUAAUCGACAUCAUUAAACGGUGUAUACUAUAGUACAAAUAUAUUUUGUAUAUUAUCUCGAACGAUUAUAUUUUUAAUUCCUCGUCACUUAGUGAUCGAAUAAUGUAUUGAGAUUAUUUAAUGUUUGUUUAUGUUUUGAUUUCAUUCCAUCAUAAUACGUAUAGUAUUAUCGAUAUUUUAUGUUUAACGACGUAUUUUGCAAUGACCUUUUUUAUAAUUUGUCAAAAUAAAUAAAUAGAUGCAUUAUGAAAA
Metopolophium dirhodum (rose-grain aphid) is the source of this 2043-nucleotide messenger RNA. Its product is annotated as cytochrome P450 4g15-like. The record is from RefSeq and is a predicted model, not a curated record. The coding region runs from base 67 to 1629 and encodes 520 amino acids. Gene Ontology annotation, molecular function: monooxygenase activity; iron ion binding; heme binding. The transcript is spliced from 12 exons. NCBI's taxonomy places the organism in Eukaryota, Metazoa, Arthropoda, Insecta, Hemiptera, Aphididae.